UUUUAUUUAUAUAAAAAAAUGAUGAACCUUUAUAGUCUAACUUUACUAUAACCAACAUGUAUAGUAAAAGCAAUAUAUGGUAAUUUUUCAGGUCCAAAAGCAUAAGAAUUAGCAGUAGCAAAAGGCAAAAUAUUAGAAAUAUUAUCUCCAGACGAAGAAACAGGUAAAUUAAAAACUGUACAUUCUGAAGAAGUAUUUGGCUUAAUAAGAACAAUUUCAACUUUUCGUUUACCUGGUUUUAAAAAAGAUUACAUAAUAAUAGGUUCUGAUAGUGGACGAAUUGUAAUUCUAAAUUAUAAUAAAAAAAAGGGCGAAUUCGAAAAACUUCAUUAAGAAACAUAUGGUAAAACAGGUUGUAGAAGAAUAGUUCCAGGUCAAUACAUUGCAGUAGAUCCAAAAGGAAGAGUAUGUAUGAUCGCAGCAUUAGAAAAAUAAAAGUUUGUAUUUAUAUUAAACAGAGAAAAUGAUAAACUAACUAUAUCUUCACCUUUAGAAGCACAUAAAUCACACACUAUAUGUUAUGAUAUUUGCGGAAUCGAUGUAGGUUAUGAAAAUGCUUAAUUUGCAUGUAUAGAAUGCGAUUAUGGAGAAAAGGACUAAAAAGAUUCUCCUAUGAAUAAUGGAAUAAUAUAAAAAUAAUUAACAAUUUAUGAAUUAGAUUUUGGUUUAAAUCAUGUAGUAAAAAAAUCUUCUGAAAAUGUUCCUGAAAGCGCUCACCUAUUAAUUUCAAUUCCAGGAGGUUAAGAAGGUCCAGGAGGUGUAGUAAUUGUCUGUGAAGACUUUUUAAUAUAUAAAGGUACUAAGGGAGAGCGUAUAUGUUAAUUUCCAAAGAGAUUUUCUGCUGAUACAAACAGUAAAAUUAUGAUAAAUACUUUUGGUUUCCACAAGCAAAAAGAAUUUUUCUUUUUUUUAUUAUAAACUGAACUUGGAGAUUUAUUCAAAUUAGAAAUUUAAAGUACAAAAGAUGAUGUUCAUAGUAUUUCUUUGUAAUAUUUUGACUCUAUACCCCCUUCGAUAUCUAUUUGUGUAAUGCGAAAUGGUUAUUUAUUUGCUGCUUGUGAAAAAGGGAACCAUUUAUUAUACAGAUUCAAGUCCAUAGGAGAAAAAGAAGCCAACUCAGUCAGAACAGAUUCAACUUAAGAUUAAAAAAUGCCAGUCUUAUUUAUCCCUAGAAAGUUGAAAAAUCUCCAAUAAGUAGAUUAACUUGAAAAUCUAUCAGCGAUUUCCGAUAUUAAAGUAAGCGAUUUGACAGGAGAAGGCCAUCCAUAAAUAUAUACAUUAUGUUCAGCUGGAUAUAGAAGUUCUUUAAGAAUUUUAAGGCAUGGAUUGUAGGUAAAUGAAGUUGCAGCUUCUAGAUUACCCGGUGUUCCUACAGGAAUAUGGACUAUAAAAAGUAGAUAUGAUGAAAAUUUCUCUAAAUAUAUAAUUUUGAGUUUUUCUAAAUAAACUUUAGUGCUAUCUAUUUCUGAUAGAGUAUAAUAAGUAACUGACUCAGGAAUUGAUUUGAAUAAAUAAACUAUUCAUGCAAAUCUUUUAGAAGAUAAUGCCAUUAUUUAAGUAAUGCCAGAUGGUUUUAGACAUAUUAGAGUAGAUAAAAGAGUUUAAUAGUUAAAAACAGAAGGAAAAAUUGUCAAAGCUGUAUCUAAUUAAAAAUAAAUCGCGAUUUCUUUGCAAGGAGGUGAUAUUAUUUACUUUGAACUUGAUUACGCAGGACAAUUAAUUGAAGUUGCAAAAACAAAUCUUCAAGAAGAAAUUGAAUGCAUGGAUAUAGGAGAAGUACCAUUUGGAAGAUAAAAAUCUAAAUUUUUAUCUGUAGGCUGUAGUGAUCAUUCCGUACGAAUUUUAUCAUUAGAAAAUGAUACAUGUUUAUAAAAAAUAAGCAUUUAAGCCCUUCCUGGAAUAGCCGAAAACGUUUCAUUAAUCGAAAUGAAAAGAGGAAGCGGAUUAGAACAAGAAGCAGAAUAAUAUUAACUUUACCUUUACGUAGGUUUAAAAAACGGUAUUUUAUUACGUGCCUCAGUAGAUUAAAUCACAGGCUCUCUUUCAGACACCAGAACUCGUGUUUUGAGUGGUGCGCCAGUAAGAACAUGCAAAUAUUAAGUUUAAGGAUAACCUGCUUUGUUGGCUUUGAAACUUAUACAUAAAACAGAAGUUGAUGAUAUUCCAGGGUCAUUACAUGCACACAAAGGAAAGCUUUUGGCAGGGUGUGGAACUUUCUUAAGAUAUUAUGAUAUUGGAAAAAAAAAGUUGCUUAAGAAGUCAGAAGUUAAAGGACUCUAGUCACCUAUUAAUGGAAUUUAAACAUUCGGAGAUCGUAUUUUUGUCUCUAUGGUGGGAGACGCAGUACAUAUUAUGAAACAUAAGUAAAAAGAAUAAACAUUUUAUGAAGUGUGUGAUGAUGUUUUGCCUAGAUGGAUGAGUGCAUUUUAAGUUUUGGAUUAUAGUACAUAUAUUGGUGGAGAUAAAUUUGAAAAUAUGUUUGUGUGUAGAAUUCCUUAAAAUGCUGAAGAAGAAAUGGAUGAAAAUCCAAUGUCUUACAAACUAAGAUGGGAAUCAGGUUAUUUGAAUGGAGCACCUUAUAAAACUGAAUAAAUAUGCUAAUUUUAUGUAGGAGAAGUAGUUACAACUUUCUAAAAAGCAUGUUUAGUUUCUACAGGAAAUGAGUGCAUAAUUUAUGGAACCAGCAUGGGAUCUAUAGGCGCUUUUUAUCCAUUUUAAACUAAAGAAGAUAUUGAUUUUUUUGUUCAUUUAGAAAUGUAUUUAAGAAUAGAUGUUUUGCCUCUUGCUGGAAGGGAUCAUGUUAUGUUUAGGGCAUUUUAUGGACCUGUUAAAUCUGUUAUUGAUGGAGAUUUAUGUGAAUAAUUUAUGAGGAUCGGAUAAGGUAAACAAAAAGUAUUGGCAGAAGAAAUGGAAAGAACUCCUGCUGAAGUACAUAAAAAAUUAGAUGAAAUAAGAAAUAAAAUUUUGUGA
Ichthyophthirius multifiliis is the source of this 2970-nucleotide messenger RNA. Its product is annotated as splicing factor subunit 130kda, putative. NCBI's taxonomy places the organism in Eukaryota, Ciliophora, Oligohymenophorea, Hymenostomatida. Gene Ontology annotation, biological process: mRNA splicing, via spliceosome. The record is from RefSeq and is a predicted model, not a curated record. Gene Ontology annotation, molecular function: U2 snRNA binding; protein binding. The transcript is spliced from 9 exons. Gene Ontology annotation, cellular component: U2 snRNP; nucleus.